AUGACAAAGGUUCUAAAAAUUGUCAAAUGUUAUCUCCUGAUAUACAAAAGGACCUUGCAAAAGCUUGUGCAGAGAGAAGUCACAACUGUCUUUAUGGAUGAGAUUCGAGGUAGAAAAUUCUUGGUGCUUAUUGACGAGUCUCGAGAUGUAUCAAUAAAAGAGCAAAUGAUAGUGAUUCUAAGGUUUAUGAAUGAUGAAGGGAAAGUGGUGGAGAGAUUUCUUGGGCUUCAGCAUGUUCAGAGUUGUACAGCUAUUGCAUUGAAAGAAGCUUUGGUUAGUAUGCUUUCAAGUCACAAUUUGUCUAUCUCUAUGCUCUGUGGGCAAGGUGAAAUUAGUUCAGAGUUAUUAGUAUGUAUGGCUGCUUUUAACCCAAGGAACUCCUUCUCUAAUUUUGAUGUGGACAAACUUGUGAGGCUUGCUGAAAUUUAUGCUAAGGAUUUUGAUAUGGGUGAUCUUACUAUUUUGCCAAAUCAACUUAAACAGUUUGUGAACCGUGCUAGAAGAACUCCAGAAUUUCUUGGAUGCACUGAACUUGGAAAAGUUGCUGAAAUUAUGGUGAAGACUAAUAUGCACACAUCUUAUAAAUUGGUUUAUCGUCUCAUUGAGCUAACCUUGAUAUUACCGGUGGCAACGGCUUCAGUUGACAAGAUAUUUUUAGCCAUGUCCAUUAUAAAGACAGAUUUGCGUAGUAAAAUGGGUGAUGAAUGGCUCAAUGACUUGAUGAUAUGCUAUAAUGAGAAGGAGAUAUUUAGAAAGAUUGAUAAUGAAAAGAUCAAAAAGUGA
This is a messenger RNA of Miscanthus lutarioriparius, 783 nucleotides long. The record is from the annotation of a GenBank genome assembly. NCBI's taxonomy places the organism in Eukaryota, Viridiplantae, Streptophyta, Magnoliopsida, Poales, Poaceae.